AUGGGAAAUUUCCCAUCAAGGUCGUGGAGGUUAUGUGUCCCUUUUUCUUUACAUUUUGUCGCCUUCGCUUUUCUUUGGUGGAAACACAGAAAAGCGCUGAAGGGCGGAAAUCUCAUCUUUGAGAAAAUAGGCCAUGUAGCUGGUAUAAUUUUUUAUCCGGUGAAGUCUUGCAGGGGAAUUUCCUUGGAGACAGCAAACUGCCUCAUAGAGGGAUUGGAAGAUGACAGGUUAGUAAACAUAAUUUUCUAGCGAUUGGUCAUUGGUUUUGGGGUUUCUAUACCUUGUGAAAUCGUCUUUCCUUGUACCAAUUUUGGUACGUUUAUCCGAUUGUAAGGUGAUGUUACACGGGACGAUUUGCAACGACGAUUUUAAGCGCAACAAAGCGUUGCAAUGUUGCAACAAUGUUGUAACUAUUCGAAACAAUGUCGCAAUAAUGAUGCAACGCUGUGUUGCACUAAAUUAACAGGCAGUUAACAUUAUUUUUGUUUAUCAAUGACAAUUUUGAAAAUGAGUUCAAAUCACAAUGCACAACUGGCCUGGAGGAGGCUAGUAGCCCAUCAACAUCUAGACGACCCAGGAUUAAGUACAUGAAGCAUAAAACAGCCUUUUCUCCAGUCCUUUGUUCUUUAUUAUUUAGGCAUCUUACUGUUAAAACGUUGAUUUUUCUGAGCCAUUCAUGGGUGUAGCUACAAUCAUGGACAAAAGUCCUCGGGCAGGGCUCGACACUAACUUUUGACGUAACUUGCCACUGUGGAAAGUAGAUAUGAAAAUUUACUUUCCAUAGUAAAAUUUUACUUUCCAAAAAUGGAAGAAACAUAUUUUCCACUAUCCGUAAUAGAAACAUGACAAAAUUAAGACUCUGUUCUUCCUUGUAUUGCAGCCAUGGAAACUCCUUAAGCCAUUCUUUUCUAAACCCACGGCCGACCAUCUUCCUCUUUUCUUUGUAUUUGUCUCGUGGCGUCGCUUGCUUCGAAUAUGCUCCAGCUGUUUGAUUUUCAGUCUGUUCUCCUCCUUUGUUGCUUUCUUGGUCAACUUCAUCAAUCUUUUCGGAGUUUCCUUUGUUAACCUCACCAGCCUGCUUAAAACACUCAUGUUUUAUUUACUAGUCCGCAUGUGAAAGGCAAAAUGGCGAGCACGGUUGAUUGGAUCAUCUAUUCCGUACCCAGAGUUUCUCGAUCUGUCACUGACGAUUCCAAGAUGGCGGAGAUAGAAAAACACGAAACGUAGACGUUUAGCAAGGAAGCUCACUUGUAAUAACUAAACACAUUCGUUUUCUUUUCUUUUUUAUUUGGCUGUUUUAAAAAAAUACUUUCCCGCAUUGUCUAGAAGUAGUAGCCUGAUCGGGGAAGUAUUUUCGGUUCGUUUGCUUUUUUUACUUUCCACUCAGAAAUAUUACUUUCCAGUGGUGAACGGGUAAGUGUUAGUGUCGAGCCCUGUCGGGACAGUAAUGCAGUAUUCAUAUUUUUCUGUCAUUUCUAAGUUUCCUCAUGAAACAGUGUGUCCUUAGCCUGUGAACAGGCUCUCGGUUUUGGGAAAGGGUGAAAAAAUUGCUUUCACUCUCCCCAGUUCCACCCUCGACGGAAGGCCCGUUCACAGGCUAUGUAUCCUUUUUGAAAUUGUGUUGCAGUUCUCCCUCCCCACCCUAUUCAAAGUUGAAACUUGAAAAAAAUUCUGGAUAUACGUAUCCAACUUUGUUUGUGGGUUGAGGGGAGGGUUUGGGAGCUGUGUGAAUUGGAAAACACCCCAGAAAUGCAAAAGUGUCCCAAGGCUUUUAUCCAUAAUUUUAGUUUCAAAUCCCAGACUGUCCAACCAUUCCGAUCUUGUUGGGAUCCUCCCAAUUUUGCUUGAAAUCCCGAAUCCUGAUCAGUAUUCUAUCGGGACAGGAAAAAUCCUGAUUGUAACAUCUGUUGUUAUAAAUAAACCAGAACAGCUGCCACAGACUGUACUUAACUGAAACUGAUACCCAGAAACUUAAAUAUACCGCCUGAAAUAUAAAAAAAUCUAGUACUUGUAUGGGAAAACACGCAAAUUAAAUAGGCAUAAAAAUGACAUUUAAUUUAGCGAACAUUUUGGAAAGAAAUCAACCUCUGAACACAAGAACAACUUUUCAGAGCAUCAAAAUUUCAAAAUUUCUGGGGUAGCGUGCUUCCAGACACCCCCCCUCCCCUCCUCCAGGCGGCUUGCACCCUAGGUGCCCAUGUGAUUUGUCAGUUGUAAAAAAAUAACCCGAGUUUGCUCAAACGGUUGCACAGUCUGAAAUCCACCCUUAGCUCAGUUUCCCAAUUUUUUUCUGUGUACUUAUCUUGAUUUGAGUCUUUUACAGUACUGUGUAAUCCAAUUCUGGGCCACUCAAACCGGAAAACAAUGGAAGACAAUGGAAAACAAUGGUAAACAAUGAAAUACCAUUGUUUAAAAGAAUGAAUCAGGAAAGACCUUAUAAGCAGCUCCUACAUUAUUACAAUAGCUUCAAGCUGCAUCUCUAUAUUUUAUUUUCUUUCCAGACGAUGGGUUGUUGUGGACAACAAGGAUGAGCACAUUAGAUGUUACUUGCAUCCAGUGAUAUCUCAAGUGACUCCACGUUUUGAAGGUGAUCAACUUUGUCUUGACGCUCCUGGCAUGCAAACACUGAAAGUGAACAGAAAGUUGAAUACUAAUGAAUAUAAAGAUCUCAGGUUUGUACAAAUUUUUAUAUAGUUGUACAGUGAAACUUCAACAUAACAAACCUCUAUAUAAUGAAGUGCUCAGUUUAACGAACAAAUUACCCCAUUAAUAGUAAAAUGUAUGAUUUCAAACAAAAGUCGAUACAAUGAAACCUCUUUAUAGCAAACAAAUUUUGUCAGUCCCCUGGCCCUUUGUUAAAUCAAGGUUCUAUCUACUGUAGAACUGUCACAGAUGUAUAGUUCUCUUUUCUUGAACUUAUGUUUUUUCUGUGAAUGUGUGGAAUUAAGGGUGGUCAAGUGAUAUGCAUGUUUGCCUCUGCCCGAAAUUGUGACGUAGGUUUUUGUAUUAAAUCGCCCCUUGUAAGGUAAUCGAAGACAGUCGUGGAUUCCGGAUUCCUUGAGCUGAAUUCCAGUUUCCGAAGCCCAGGAUUCUGAAUUCCACAAGAAAAAUUUCCUAGAUUCUGUAUUCCACAAGCAAAGGUUUCAAGGAUUCCAGAAUCCAGAUUGAAGGAGUCAACAACAAAAUGUCCCAACAGCGCUAGAGAUCAGUGGUUGUUCUAUAGGUUGAUGUGCAGCAGCUCUCAAAAGUGUUCAUAUGAUGUACAUGUAUGUCUAAGACAGUUUGAGGAGUUUUGCAGCAAGUGUUGUUUGGCAAUCUGAGUUUUCUUCAGCAUUUUUCCUGCCCUCCCACUUUUGUUCUUUCCAUGUUUUAGGGGUUUUAGUGUGAUGGUGUUUUUCUCCUUUGACAGAGGCUCAAAGCUAGGUUCUGUGUUUGUGACAGCCAUGUUAGUGUUAUUCCAUCUAGGGGCUGCAUGGCUGCCAAGAGUAGAAACCCCUCAUACUUCAGGCAUCCAACCUACAUUAAUUGACGCAGUUGUUAACCUUAAAGUUGAAAGUCCACUUUUCUAGGGCUGAGUGGGUUUUAUUUAUUAUCGUGAAACUCUUGUUACUAACUAUGGAAAAAAUAUAUCUUCCUAAACCUGUGGCAAAAUACCUUAAUGGUAAUAGUUACUGGUAUGCCUGGUUUUGUAUUUCCAGGGUGCUAAGGAUUUCAUCCAUUUCUCAAUAUGCUGGUGAUGAAGCCGCAGCUUGGUUUUCAACUUUACUGAAUGUUCCGGGAUGUAAAAUGUACCAGAUUCAUGAACCUCGUUAUGGCAGUGAAGAGGAAAAGUGGGGAGACAUUGCUUUACCAGGAGACAAGGUAACAUUUUUUUUGGAACAAAGGUGUAUUUUAUGAUGAGAUAUAGUCGUGUAGUGGUGAUUAAGACAUGUUGGCCAGUAGGCUAACGUUUGAAUUCUAUCAUCACAUAGCUGACUGGGAAUUCCCUGACCUAAUUAGGUCACUGGGUAGCCUGUGAUCGCAGACCUAUUUCCAAUUGUUGCCUCUCCUUACCCAAAAAUUUACCUUUCAGGGGGAGAGAAGUGACAAACCAGGCUUUUCAGUGGGUUAAAAUAUAAAAUUAAUCAUUCUUGUUCAGUACCUCUUUAAAUAAAUUAUGUUUGUUUCAAAUUUGUUUCUAGCGAAAGAAUGGAGCAUAAGGGAUCUCUUUUAAAUUUAAGACCAUUUUUUCUUUGACCCAAAUAUGCUUUGAUCUUGGCAGUUUCAAUAAAUUAGGCCCUCUGUAUUUAAACUAAAGAUGUAAAAUUAAUGCAACAAAUAGUCAACCUAGAAUCCCUGAAUAAAAUCAAACUGGCCCUGGUUGUUCAAACGUUGGAUAGCGCUAUCUGACGGAUAAAAAUCUACUCACUGGAUAACGCAAUUGGUUUCCCUAAUACUUAUCCGCUGGAUAGUGAUUUAUCCGGUGGAUAGCGCUAUCCAACGUUUGAACAACCGGGGCCUGGGCAUUAAUUCCUAUUCUUUAGACAGGAUAUGCAUCAAUUACUUCAUAUCUCAUGACAACAGAAGCAUCGUUAGUUCCUCUGAAUGAAGCGUUACCAUCUCCAGUUGGAAUGGACAGAUUCCGUCCUAACAUUGUUAUAGGUGGCACAGAACCCUUUGCAGAGGUUUGUAACGGUAUUUAAUUAGUUUUAUAAAAUUAAAUGUUUAUCGAGAAAGGAUUGGUCAUGACUGGCUAUGGUGAAUUUCACACUUUGAUUUGCAAGCUUGCACAUUGGCCGUCGUCAUAGUAGAGACGGAUUAUCCGUCUGAGACUGGUUAUUCGUUGAAUAAUUCGCGCCAGACAGAUACUACGACUUAAUUUGAAAAUGGAACGGCUUGAAUUUUUGAUUAACAAUCUGCCUGAUUUUAUCCGUCUGUUCAUCCGUCAAUUUUCACGGAUUUUGAAGAUGGAUUAUUCGUCUGAGACAGAUAAUCCGUUUCUCUUGUGAAAACGGCCAUGGCAACAGGGGGAAAAUCUAGGAUUUUAUCAUGUGUCACAGUUCAGUGGGGCUUUUAAUUCCAGGAACACCAGCUUCUUUAUUUUUUGCCCUGUUUUUGGUUAUGUUACAGCACUAGGACGAAGAAAUUUUAUAGAAAGUGGUCUUAUUCAUGCUUUCUUAGAACAGCAGGGUUGUCAUUAAGAGCCGGGGGCCGGGGAUUUUCCCCGGUUACUAAGAGAGUGGUCCCCGGCUACUUUUAUUGGAAAAUAGAAGAAAAAUAGAACCAAAAGAAAUCUCUAGCCGUUUGAUUCCCCGCCUACUUGUUGUGUUUACCCGGCUACUUGAAAUCUUAGUGACAACCCUGGAACAGUAAUAUAAUUAUUGCAGAUUUUUUUACAAUCUCCCGAGAUAUGAAUUGUGAUGAGCCAGUUAGGUAGCAUAAUACUGUGUUUUUUAAUUAUACCUCGAAGUGUAAUAGUGAAAAAAGAUUUAUGAUGUGCCUUAAUGAUUCGUGUUACGUCAUUAGGAUCAUUGGGACCAUAAAGUACUGAAAAUAGGAGAUGUGACGUUUAGAAAAUUAAAGGAUUGUGGAAGGUAAAGAAUUCUUCUCUGUGAUAAUUUCAGCCUUUAAAAUUUUAUUGAAAGAAAUAGAAAACUUAUCAGUCCACUGCUAAAUUCAUCUGCAAUGGCUAAGACCAGAUCAAACGCUCAGCGGUAUUCUCACAACAUUGUUGCGAUCCUUCAUCGUAAGUAUGUGUUACUCACUAUCCAAUGACUGACUGGUAGUUAUCAUAGAAUUAUUUCUAGAUCCAUUCUGAAUGUUCACUCGGCCUUAAUCACAAGAUUACCAAAUUUCACAGCAAGAAAAGUGUCAUUUUACAACUAAGACCUAAGAAAACGUGCGGUGAAUUAACGAAGAAGGCGCAAUUUUAACUCGUUUUGCUUGUUUACUGACGUUCAUCAAUCGAUUAACACUCGGUGAACGCCUUCACUGCCACAGUAUUUCUGCAUUUAGCUGCAGUUUUGAAACUAAAAAAAACGUUCACUGCUGUUAACGCGUGGAAUCCUACUUUUUACGGUCGUUUUCCCGUCUUUUACAAAAAAGUGAAUGCCGCUGAAUCUGGCAGAAAGAAACGCAUGCUCGCGUUCAUCGGUCCGUUUAACUAAAGCUCUAAUUUGCUUAAGAAAACAAAACCGUGAAGGAUUCUGGUCGUAGCAGUAAAAUUACACUAUCACCCAAAUGGCCUAUUGAAUGCUACAGCAAGUGAAUACUUGUCAUAGAGCGAUUUUCGUAUGACGUUGAAAAACCUCUUCGUUUUCCCGCCAAAGAAAACCCAAAUAUGGAGAAGGCAUUGUUCGAUUGGCCAACUGUGUUGCAGUAUGACGUCAAAGUAAAGUUUCGAUUGAUUUCUAGAAAGUUCUCGGGGAAGUUUUUUCACCCGAGCGUUCGCUUAACCAACCAAAGGCCACGCGCGUUUGUAUCCGUUCGAUAAACCAAUCAAAUCGCUCUAUUUCUGUUCGUUUGUUGUUUCUGUUUUAGUUCGCGCGUUUUCAUGUCAAGGUCAUACCAAAAUCACUCUAUCACUGCUCGUAAUGUUGGUAAUCCUGUUAUGUCACUCUCUCUUUAUUAACGUAUUAGGUGUCCUAAAACCAUCGUGGACCCUGAGAGAGGCGUCAAAGAUGGACACGAACCAUUGGAGACUUUAAGAAAGUGAGGAAAAGAUAAUCACCAACCUUCAAAUUACCAGUGUUGAACACAUACGUUAUGUUUUUAGUUAACCAAUUCAGUUAUGGGAUUUUUCCAACGAUGCUGUUUUAGUUUAAUCGAUCCAUUUUCUAGCAGACUAGGAGUAGUCCCUCGUUUUACUCAGGGAUGUGAAGCGAGCGUUGAUCUUACUCCCUCUCUUCUCCAUCGAGGCUCCUGCCAGGCAUUUCAAUAAAACAAUAGUAAUACAGUUGAACCUCUUUUAAGCGGCCAGCCUCGGGGUGUACUGGGGAGUGGUCGCUUAAAGGAGGUUGGCCACUCAAUAGAGCUUCGUCAUAAAUCAGCAUAAUUUUAAGCAGAAACAUCCCUUAAUUUUGAAACAAACUCGUGACGGAAGAAGCAUUUCUGGUCCACAUUUUGUGGUCAACUUCUAUCUCGGACUGUAUUUUCCUUCAUCAUAUUCUUAAAAUGAAGAAAAAAUCCAUCGGGUCAAGUGUAUCAUGGCCGCAGGUGAGAACAAUGGAAGAACCCUCGUUGGGAAGAUCAAAAGGUGGCCGCGGCCGCUGAAUAGAGGUUUAAUUUCCCAUUCUUUUGUACAAUUAUUUUGGAACUUUGAUAACUGACCGCUUAAUAGAGGGUAGCCGUUUCAUAGGUGGCCGGUUAAUGGGGGUUCGACUGUAGUUCAAAAAUAGCAAGCGCGUGAUGGACGAUGGGAAGAGGGGAAGGUCCCCCCGUGUUUUCCCCUUCCCGUCGUCCCCCCGCGCUUUCCUGGCACGAGGUUACAGUCUCCCCACCUCCGUACGACACAAAGAGACGAGGUCUCUUCGGAGGAAAAAGUCUUAUUCCCAAAGCCAAGGGUUCAGCGCAGUUGUGAAUUCUUUUCAGCUUUCUCUAUUUCUCAAUUGGUAGGCCACAUUAUUAAUUAUUAUGAAUUGUGAAUUAUUUGUUUGAUUAUCUUCUUUCCCUUCCCUACUUAACAGAAACCUGCUCUUUGGUUAUGGCGUUCUCACUUAGUGCAUUGUUAUGUUUAGAUUUAGAUCGUUCAAAGACAGUGAUCCCAGGCAUGGAAAGGCACCUUUCUUUGGAGCACAAAUGGCACCAGACUGUGAAGGAACCAUUGAGAUUGGUGACCCUGUUUUUCUCUCCUGCUAACGAUCAGUACAUGGUGUUGUCAUAUGACGUCACGUCCGCUAUGGUUGUGUCCCAAAACAAUGAAAUGUCUCGUGGACACGAAACCUUUUUCUUAUGUAAAAACGUUUCUUUUGUUCCAAUAAAUAUAAAUUUGCAUGGCUACUGGCCACAUGAGUGAAAAUGCUCUAUAUGGCUUCAUUAGGGCCCUCAUUGAUAGCAGCAUUUUAUGCUGAAGAGAUAACCCUGGCUAAAUAAGAUUUGUUAUUAUUAUUAUUAUUAUUAUUAUUAUUAUUAUUAUUAUUAUUAUUAUUAUUAUUAUUAUUAUUAUUAUUAUUAUUAUUAUUAUUAUUAUUAUUAUUAUUAUAGUCAUUUAAACAUUAGCCUGGCCUGAAAAUUGUGAGAAGCAAAUCGUGGUAAGCCACAACCUCACAGGCCACAGUAUGACAUAAUCGUGAUUGGUGACGCUGUGUUUUGGAUCAUGACGAGUCUGCAGCGAAGAUAGAAGACUUAACUGUACGAAAUAAUAAUUAUUUUGAAGUAGACAUGCAGAGACUUUAAGAAAAGAAAUGUAGGGCUAGGCUAUAAUAGUAC
Molecule: messenger RNA, 8406 nt
Organism: Porites lobata
Lineage: Eukaryota; Metazoa; Cnidaria; Anthozoa; Scleractinia; Poritidae
Source: the annotation of a GenBank genome assembly